AUGAGGAAAAUCAUUUUGAGUUUGUCUUUUAUUCUAAGUGCCACUUAUGUUUAAUCUGGAUAGAAAUUGGCUUUUGUUUAUGAAUUGGUUAGACAUGGAGCUAGAGCAUCUACUCAUAGUGAAGACUUAUCUAUAUUCGAAGUUCCUAAGGGUUAAUUAACUAGAUCAGGAAUGAGAUAAAGAUAUCUAAUAGGGAAAUACAACAGAUAAAAAUAUAUUGAAAAAGAGUAACUCAUUGAUGGCACAUAUAAUCCAAGCUAAAUUUAUCUACAGACUACAUCAGUGACAAGAGCCUAAUAAAGUAGUUAUGCUGAAAUGAUGGGUCUCUUUCCUCCUUUGCAAAAUUCCUAGCUCAAUGAAUAAAUACCAAGCAAAGCAAUGCCGAAGUUGAAGCUUCAUAAUAAAGGAAAUCUUUAAGAAACUGUUCUCAAGUCAUAGAUCGAUAACUACUAAUUUAUUCCUGCUUUUACUUAUGCUGAAGCAAAUGUUAACGAUGAUUUGUAUUUUACUGGCUGUCCUUGGGUCUAUGCUUAUAAGACUGAUGCAGCAAAGAAGCCAGAGACCUAUAAUGGAGUGAUUGAUGAAGUAUUAGAUGUUCUAAGGAAUCCAAUAGGUAAAGCAAACAACUAUACUUAGGACUAAAUAGACAAGAUUAAUUUCAAUGAUAUCACUCUAGAACAAGAUAAAUGGUUUACCACUGACUUCUAAGGAGUAAAAUAGUGGUAUUAAUACACCCCUGUAGAGUUAGAAUAUUUGAAACAUUUUUAAGUCAUUCAUCUAACUUUACCUGUCGGUCAGUAAGGAAGACAGCUUUUAAUGACUAAGCAGCUAUCAAAACCCAUAUAAAGCAUGAAAAAUAGAAUUUAGGAAAUCUUGUCUGGAAACUAAUCAAAAGAUACCUUGAGAUAUAUAGUUUACUCAGGCCAUGAUGAUACCAUCAGCAAUCUUUUGGUGUUCCUUAAUCCUGUCAAUUUUUAUUUUGAAGCUGUUCCUUAUUGCAGCUAGGUAUAUUUUGAGCUUUACUACGACGAAGAUUGUGUAUCAACUAAGAAAGACAAUUCUUGUUUCACUUUGCAAAUGUUCUACAAUGGGCAUCCAUUUAAGCUUGAUACUUGCUAAGCUGCUAAUCUAUAAAGAGGCAGCAAUUCACCAUUCUGUUAGUUCGAUGACUUUGUAGCUCAUUAUGAUAAGCUUAAGUAUUAGGGAGAUGUUAAGGAGGCUUGCCUUAAGCCAUAUACUGGCUGA
This is a messenger RNA of Stylonychia lemnae, 1245 nucleotides long. NCBI's taxonomy places the organism in Eukaryota, Ciliophora, Spirotrichea, Sporadotrichida, Oxytrichidae. The record is from the annotation of a GenBank genome assembly.